This is a messenger RNA of Cryptomeria japonica (Japanese cedar), 1235 nucleotides long. RefSeq lists its product as uncharacterized. NCBI's taxonomy places the organism in Eukaryota, Viridiplantae, Streptophyta, Pinopsida, Cupressales, Cupressaceae. The record is from RefSeq and is a predicted model, not a curated record. The coding region runs from base 270 to 998 and encodes 242 amino acids. The transcript has a single exon.
GUUGGGACCAGGACAAUCAAUAUAUAUUACACAAGAUAGAAUCUUUUAUAUGAAUAUAUAUAGGGUUUUGGGCCUUUUGUUUAUGAAAUUAUUGUUCUGAUAUCCUAGAAGACAGAGCAGCCAGCCUUUUGUGAAAGUUUUGGUAAGGUUUAUUGUACUGAGUACUGAGCCUUGUUCAGGCUUUCAGAAGUGUUUAUUUAUGAUAUAUAGUACUGGGUAGUGAAGCUUUUUAUGUGGGUUUUCUUUUCUUGUAUGUGAGAGUUGAAGAGAUGGGGUUUAUAGUUUCAGACACCAUGUAUUGCAAAGGGAAGAUUCAUCCAUGUUUGGAAAGCCAAUCAUCUGUGCCAAAGUUUCUGCCUGAGACCAUCAUUACACUGAGCAUUGCCCUGCCUCCAGAGGACCAGGAGGUUUUGUUUUACCUCAUAGCCUGUUCUCUUAAUGUCUUUUCAUAUCAGAAUCAGGGGGUCAAUAAGGGCAGCAGUAGCAGCAGAAGAGGAGGAAGCAGGCGAAGCUGUACCAGUGCCUGUGCCCCACAUAGGCUAUCUUUUGAGUGCAGUUGUUUUGAGUGUUAUAUGAGCUUCUGGGGCAGGUGGAAUGAGUCCCCAAACAGAGACCUUAUCCACAAAGCCAUUGAGAUAUUUGAGGAUCAUAUGGCAGUCAAGAAUGGGAAGAAGAUGAAGGCAAAGGAGCAGAAGUUGCAGGCCAAGCAGCUGAUCACAUGGUUGGAGUCAAACUGUGAUUUUGGGAGUGCUGGUUUUGGAAAACAGAGAGGGAUGAUGAUAGGUCAUAAGGAGGACUCUGAUGAUGGGGAAACCAACAUGGUCUGUGAUGAUGAAGGGCCCAAGAAUCUUGGUGGCUCCACUAGGAUGAAAGAGUAUAUGCAUACAGCAAGUGGGUCAGAGAGAACUUUUAUGAGGAGAAUGUUGCCUAACUUUGUGGGAUUCUUCACAUCCAAUCUCUGGACUGUGUGGGGUCCUCUGGAUCCUUGCAAAGCAUAGAAUCAUCAAUUUCCUUCUGUUUUUUUACUUUUAGUUAUGUGUUAUGCAGUCCCAGAGAGACUAGCAUAUCACUAAGAAUUUUGUAUACAGGCAAGAAUUAUAGCAGCCUAAAAGCACAGCCCAAGGGCAGUAUAGUUUGUUUUCCAAGAGUUUUGCCAAUUUGGUAUUACUUUAUAUCUUGGUUCAUUUGCAGAAUAUUUGACUAUGAAUAUAUCACUGUUUUGCAUAGUUUUUUUA